Molecule: messenger RNA, 2258 nt
Organism: Scomber japonicus (chub mackerel)
Lineage: Eukaryota; Metazoa; Chordata; Actinopteri; Scombriformes; Scombridae
Gene: mpzl3
Product: myelin protein zero-like 3
Exons: 6
Coding region: 158-916 (252 amino acids)
Cellular component (GO): membrane
Source: RefSeq, a predicted model, not a curated record
CACCUGUUUGUCAGGUAGGAGAGUCCGCAGCGCAACGGAGACACUGAGUCACGAGAAAAGAGACUAUGGACGGAAUUGUACUGAAACUUUGACGUAGCUGGGACUUUUUUUUUUUUUUAAUAUCGUCACACGAGUGAACCCGUUUUUCAUAUCUAAAAUGCAUCGACUGAGCCACAGGAAUAGCGCUCUGAACGUGGUUUUGCUGCUGUAUUUGGUCGGUUGUUUAGCCCCUUCCCUAGUCUCCUCCAUCACAGUGAAUUCUCCAGCAGAGAUCCAUGCAUCCAAAGGGGACACCGUCACCUUGUCCUGCACUUUCACCUCCACCAGUAGACCGACCAGUAAGAUGACCGUGGACUGGUCAUACAGGCCCCAGAGUGGAGGAACACCACAUGCAUUUUUCCACUUCUCCUCACAGUCGUUCCCUCCUCAUACGGGUCAGUUCGCUGGUCGUAUCCGGUGGUCAGGAAUCCCUGCGCGUGGGGAAGCCUCCAUCUCUCUGAUCAACGCCACUCUGAGUGAUAACGGGACAUACACAUGCUCUGUCAGAAAUCCUCCCGAUGUCCACGGUGCCACCACUUCACACACUGUACUCACUGUCACUCCAAAGGCGGCCAGCAUUCGCUUCUCUGAUAUUGCGGUCCUGCUCGCUUUCAUCCUCCUCCCCUCCGCUAUCAUCACCCUUGUUCUCAUUGGACGGAUACUCUGUCCCAAGAAACAACGGAGCCAAUCGAAAUCCUACAGAUCACCCAUAGAGGUCACGGAGGGGGAGGAGUACAGCAUCAAUCCACAAGAGGCUGGAGAAAGCAGGAUCACAUGCUGUGACCUAUGUCUGAUGGACUCAGACGGUGAGGAUGAGUACUACAGCAUAAAAAAGAGGCCUCCUAUGGAUGAAGACUAUGCUGAGUCUCAGUUCUAGAGAACCCUGCUGGUUGGGAAGAGUAACUGCAGUAUAUGGACCCACUGGUGCCUUUUUUUAAUGAAAGGUACUGAACAGAAAUCAAUGCUGGAUUCAUAUCUUCUGUGCCACAGUCAACCGCUUACCCAGUCACUUGGGUGAUGAUUACUUUUCAUGGUGACCGCUUUGGAAGACACAUGAAGAGAUGUAUUUUUUUUAAUAUCUCUCCAGCAUUAUGAAAUAUGUCAAUAAAGAUUUGGCUUUUGUCUAGAAUCUCCUAAAGUCUCCAAGCCCUCUCAACAACAAGUUGACUGUUUUUUUUUAAUACCAGUGAGCUGAGAUACUUUCUGUUUACUUUGUCUGGAAAGGUCCACAGCUGAUUCUGUUAACAGACCCUAUAAACACAAACACACAGAUUAGCAGUAUAUAUUUUAUAUCUUAAACAUUUAUAUGUGUGUCAGUGUAAAAUUUCCUCUUGUGAAGGAGAUAGAUAUGUUUUGUCUAAUUUAUUGCCUGAGCUGUUGAUACCUUUGUUUACCUGUAGUGGAGCAUUUCUGUCAUAUCUUUAAUAUUUGAACAUAAAAAACACAAUGGUUUGAUUUUGAAUGUGGAUGUGACCACUGUAUAGUGUUUAUACUAUACAUUAUAUUUGCAGUAUCCUUAGUCCCCUGCAUAUUACUAUAGGAUGUCAUGAUUUCAACAUCUCCAACUCCCUGCUUGUUGUACUUUGGUGAUGUCUGAGUUUGGAUGUCAUCUCUUGUGGAUGUAGAUAUUUGAUAUGACAUGAACUGAAUUUUGGUUAUGGAUGUACAGCUUUCUUUUGCUGAUAAAAAUUUUAGCAACAUUUUUGCUUAAAUAAAUUGUUAAUGAGCAGAUUGGUUUUUGAUUUGUGAGGAAUUGAACAUGACUUGUUACAAAGAUGCUUUCAUCCACAGAAUGUGUUUAAUUAAAUCGAUGCAUCUUCUAUAACAGAGACAAUUUGUGAUCUGAGAGCAUACGGCCACCAUUUCUUCUUCUGCUCUUGCUUUGUUUAGUCUGUUGCACUAUUCAUGAAUGAGUCUCUUCCACUAUUCAUGAACGUUCUUCAAUAUUCCUUUAAAAAACUGUCCUGAAGGACAGGCAGGGGUCUCUGAGAUUCACUCGCAAAUUGCGGCAGCAUCUGUCUCAUCUAUGCAGUUGUGGGACUUCAGUGUCAUGAAAGCAUCUAAUGAAAAUAACCUUGCUAAUAAAACACACAGAAAGCUAUAAGUCUGUAUUCUGUCCCAUUUUGUUUCUAUUUCUCAUUCAGCUCAUUCAUGCCCUCUAGGUUUUAAUAAUUCACACACUGCUAUGGUGAAACAAUUAUCAUUCCCGCUUCAUCUGA